AUGUUAGAGAGAGUGAAAAGAAAACAGGAUUUGACAAGUUAUUUACUAAAGGAGAAACAGCUUCAAAAUGUUAAUAAUAUAAAGAAAAAAUGUUAUAAUUUGAAUAAAUUAAAGUAUGAAAUUAUGAAUACUUUGGAAGCUGAUAAAGAUGAGUCACCUAAUCAACACAAAGGGAAUAAAAAUAAGCUUUCAAGGAAAAAGAUACAGAAUAUUAAAAAGUCACAUAUAGACUUUUAUAAAGAUGUCUUGCAGCACCCCGAUUUUAAUGAACUUGAUACUAUUAAAUCAAAACUGAUGGAUAAGUUUGAAGGCAAUUGCCAUGGAGAUGAUCAUAUUAUGGAUAUAGUCAAGACGCCAAAGAAACCAAAAUCAAAGAUAAACAAGUCUGUUAAAGUCACUAAAAGUAUUAAAAAAAGAUGA
Molecule: messenger RNA, 420 nt
Organism: Cryptosporidium ubiquitum
Lineage: Eukaryota; Apicomplexa; Conoidasida; Eucoccidiorida; Cryptosporidiidae
Exons: 1
Coding region: 1-420 (139 amino acids)
Source: RefSeq, a predicted model, not a curated record